Myxocyprinus asiaticus (Chinese sucker) is the source of this 4163-nucleotide messenger RNA. Its product is annotated as gamma-aminobutyric acid receptor subunit alpha-2-like. Bases 303 to 1658 code for a protein of 451 amino acids. NCBI's taxonomy places the organism in Eukaryota, Metazoa, Chordata, Actinopteri, Cypriniformes, Catostomidae. Gene Ontology annotation, biological process: regulation of postsynaptic membrane potential; signal transduction; nervous system process. Gene Ontology annotation, molecular function: benzodiazepine receptor activity; transmitter-gated monoatomic ion channel activity involved in regulation of postsynaptic membrane potential; inhibitory extracellular ligand-gated monoatomic ion channel activity. The record is from RefSeq and is a predicted model, not a curated record. The transcript has 10 exons. Gene Ontology annotation, cellular component: postsynapse; synapse; GABA-A receptor complex.
UGUGCAUUUCAUACAAGCCGCUACAACCCUCAGAUAAGCUGCACAUGAUACAGACGGAUUGCGUGUCUUGUCGACCAGAACGCCUGUGAAUCAUGUCCCAGUAAAUCAUUACACUUAUAAGUGAACUCUCACAGUGCCAGUCCAUAUGCAUUUGCGCGCAACCUGGGAGUUUCCCUGAAUAAUACGGAUGAUACACCGCUGGAGGCGCGAGCUUCAGGGGCACAACUUUUCUUACUUCUUUGUAUCAAAGUAGCUGCGCUUUGGACGACAAUUUCAAACGACUAAGCAGGAAAUACACAACAAUGAAUCAGCGAUGGGGCCAUUCGCAUGGAUUCCUAAUCUACCUUUCUCUGCUGGCCCUUUGGCGUGGACGUUCUGAAGCAGAGGUGUCAGGUUCAGAUGCCUUUAAAAACAACAUCACCCUCUUCACACGGAUUUUGGACAGACUACUUGAUGGCUAUGACAACAGGCUGAGACCUGGUCUCGGAGACCGGGUGACAGAAGUGAGGACCGAUAUCUAUGUGACCAGUUUUGGGCCAGUUUCAGAUACAGACAUGGAAUACACAGUGGAUGUGUUUUUCCGCCAACGCUGGACAGACGAGCGGCUGAAGUUUCAUGGGCCGAUGAAUAUUCUGCGUCUCAACAACCUGAUGGCCAGUAAAAUCUGGACGCCAGACACUUUUUUUCAUAACGGCAAGAAAUCUGUGGCUCAUAACAUGACCAUGCCUAACAAACUGCUACGCAUCAUGGAGAAUGGCACUCUACUAUACACUAUGAGAUUGACAGUGCAAGCUGAAUGUCCAAUGCAUCUUGAGGACUUUCCAAUGGAUUUCCAUUCCUGUCCACUUAAAUUUGGCAGCUAUGCUUACACUUUGAACGAGGUGACAUAUGUUUGGACACGUAAUGCCACCUUAUCAGUGGAAGUAGCUCCAGACGGAUCUAGACUAAACCAGUAUGACCUAAUGGGUCAGACGGUUGGCAAGGAAACCAUCAAGUCCAACACUGGUGAAUAUACAGUGAUGACUGCCCAUUUCCAUCUGAAGAGGAAGAUUGGAUACUUUGUGAUUCAGACAUACCUGCCCUGCAUCAUGACAGUCAUCCUGUCCCAGGUGUCUUUUUGGCUAAAUCGAGAAUCCGUCCCUGCACGCACAGUUUUUGGUGUGACUACAGUCCUAACGAUGACCACUCUGAGCAUCAGUGCUCGCAACUCUUUACCAAAAGUGGCCUAUGCCACAGCCAUGGACUGGUUCAUUGCUGUGUGCUACGCAUUUGUUUUCUCUGCUCUUAUCGAGUUUGCCACAGUAAACUACUUCACCAAGCGUGGCUGGGCCUGGGAUGGCAAGAGCAUUGUCAAUGAUAAGAAUAAGGAGACAUCUGUUCUGAAAAAGAAUAAUGCUUAUGCAGUUGCUGUGGCAAACUAUGCACCGCACAUGGCUAAGGACUCAGCUCUGCCCACUGUCUCUAAGAGUGCCAUACCAGAGGCCAGUAAACCUCAACCGAUGGCUAAAGAGGCAAAGAAGACCUUCAACAGUGUCAGCAAAAUUGACCGUAUGUCGCGCAUCAUCUUUCCAGUUCUUUUUGGCAGUUUUAACUUGGUUUACUGGGCCACAUAUCUCAACAGAGAACCUGUUAUUAAGAAUAUGGUCCCCUCCCAAUGACCUACUAGCUAUUGAAGAUACAACACAAUCAUUCAGUAUAUGCAACAGCAGUAGGCCUAUAUAUUUGUAACAAACACAUGGUGUAUCUCAAAUACAACUUUUGUAUAAAUUCUUUACUCUUUAUAGCCUCCUUUAAUCUUUUCACUGCCAGGAAAAUUUAAAGAGAGAUAAUCCAGGUGUUUUAUCAUAAAUUAAUGGUACAAAAAUAACUUAUUUUCACAAAUUACUAAGUUGUUCUUGAAUGUUGUUGAAUGUUGAAUGUUGUUAUCUGUUAUCAAGUCAGCUUGCUUACAUGUGAUAUGUCAAGAAAGCUAAUAGGUCUUUUGACAUGUAAUCGUGUAGCCAAUCAACUUGCGUGUUCUCUGUUUGCAUUACAUUAAAUAUGCUCAGUUUGCAAGUGAGCUGGUUUCACUGCAGGUCGCUGCAAGAGUUUUCUCUGAAAAUGGUAUUUGCUCAGGUGGUUGCUGGGCCUUUUUUCCAACAGCUUGCACGGUAAGGUCUGCUUUUGACCAUGACACAUAGAAGCGUGUCUUUAUCAAGCUGUAGCAAAAUCAGGCACUGACACACAUCACUAUCUUAGGUCAUUAGUUUAAAAAUAUCCACACAUAGCUAGGCUAUGUCACUAGUUAAAUAAGCUCUGUGCUUUCCUGGUCCAGAUACACAUUAAGAAUCAGGUCACUAGCCGUUUAAGCCAUUUGGCCAAGCAGGCCCAGGCACACAUAGAGUUUUAGUUCAUUACUGUAAUGCGAUUCGGCCAAGCAGUCCAAGGCACACCUAACAAGCAUGCACUCUGUGCACAUGGCUCUUUGGAGUAGCAGCAGUACACAAGUCUUGGUGGAAGAUCUGCUUGUCUGGGGGAUUGUGUUUUGUAUUUUGUGUUAUGUGUUUGGGCAGCUUCCCUUCUUUGUUGGGGGAUUGUAUUUAUGUCUAAUUGUGCUUGAUGCAGCAUGUCUUGUGUUUUUCUAAUUGUGCAGCAGCAGCAUGUCCACAUGCUUAACUCAGUAUAUCUGUGUAUGUUCCAGCAGUAGCAAGUCUCCGUACUUGCCCUGCAGCAGCAGCAGUGCAGCAGAUCUUGUCUGCCAAGACCAAUAUCCUAUCAAUAUGUCUUAAGCCCUAUUCGGACAGCAACAGAGUGUUUUUCUCCCACCUCCCACAAGAAAAUUCCAGGCUGAAUUACCUACUGUUUUUUGACAAACACCAAGGACGUGUGGUAAUUUAAUUACUGUCCGAAUUCACAUCUCCAAGUUUAUAAUCCAAAAGUCGUUUUGGAAAUCCUUUUUAACCACUGCUAAGUGCCGUACAGUUGCGCUGUGUGCUAACAACUCUGGUGGUAAUGUACAGUUGUGAACAAUGGAAGACUGUGUAACAGAAAUGUUUGAAGAAAUUCACAAUAAUAAAUUUACAUUGCCGCUCCACCACAGUGAGUGGGAACUCUGACAUGCCUUUCACCAUGCCGCUUCCCAUACUUUAUGGUUGUGAAUAGUUUUGUUGAAUUGUUUCUGAAAUUUUCAGCAUUUCUUCACGUGUCCAGUGUUGCUUCCUCAUCGCCAUGUUGAACAUGUGACUCAGACAUGUGACUGACCGUGUGAGAAGCUAAUAUCCGGGUUAGUAUGAUGACAAAACUUGCUCAUCCCCUGUGAUUUAAUUGUCAUCCAAAUGCAUGAGUUUUUAUCACGGGGAGCCAUGCAAAUGUACUUUUACAGACGUCAACCUGAGAAACAAUUGCCGUCCAAAUAGGGCUACACCCACAUUAACAAGCUAUAUUUUCUGAGAGUUGUCAUAACUGAAAUUACUUCAGGCAUGAAACUCUGAACUGCACAAGCUGAUUGUUUCUUUGAACUUGUUAUCUGUUAGCCUAUCAGCUCGCUCACAUGUGACAUGUCAAGCCAAUUGGCUUACAAUGUUAAGCUGAUAGGUCCUUUUACGUGUAAUUGAGUAGCCAAUCAAUUUGCAUUCUCUCUCUUUGCCAAACAUUUAAAUUUGCUCAGUUUGCAUGUAAAAAGCAAAAGCAAAGCCAGUUUUAUUGCAGCGCACUGCAAGAGUUUUCUCUGAAACCCUCUACCUCCCCAGCUCCAUGUCUAUUUCUGCUACAUGGAGAUUGUAUUUAUGUCUAAUUGUGCAGCAGCAUGUCAUACAUGCUUGAUGCAGCAUGUCUUGUUUUUUUUCUAAUUGUGCAGUAGCAGCAUCCUUAUGCCACAUAUGCCACAUGCUUAACUCAGUAUGUUCGUGUAUGUUCUGGCAGUAGCAAUUCUUCAUACUUACUCUACAGUAGCAGUGUAGCAGAUCUAGUCCACCAAGACCAAUAUCCUAUCAAUAUGCCAUACACACAUUAACGUGCUAAAUCUUUCCUAAUGUUGUCAUAACUGAACCUUAUUUUUGUAUGUUGUUGUGCAAUUUUUGAGUAUAUAUCUGAUUUUUGUAUUUUAUGUUUUGCAUUUUCAUACAGACCUCAUAUAUAUGGUUUGUACUUAUAAAUAUACAGGUGCAUCUCAAUAAAUUAGAAUG